Messenger RNA from Endocarpon pusillum Z07020, 1707 nucleotides. RefSeq lists its product as uncharacterized. Lineage: Eukaryota; Fungi; Ascomycota; Eurotiomycetes; Verrucariales; Verrucariaceae. Gene Ontology annotation, molecular function: protein kinase activity; ATP binding. Gene Ontology annotation, biological process: protein phosphorylation. The record is from RefSeq and is a predicted model, not a curated record. The coding region runs from base 1 to 1707 and encodes 568 amino acids. The transcript is spliced from 4 exons.
AUGUCGGACCCCUUCAAACCAAACUCUUUCAAGCGCAAGAAUGCCAAAAACCUCACAUUGAACAAGGCUCCAGCCAGAGCUCCGAACCCCUCAGACGGCGAUGCACAAAUACCCGGGGCUAUUGGAAAUUCAGAGAGCAACAGGACAGACACUCUGGAGAUUGGUCUGGAGUUUAAGCUUGACCUACGAAGCGAAGAUUUGAUUUUUGAAAAAGAACUCGGCGCAGGCAAUGGAGGAACCGUCAGCAAAGUCUCGCAUGCAUCGACCAAAGUGGUCAUGGCAAGGAAGAUCAUUCGAUUGGAUGCCAAAGAGAAUGUUCGCAAGCAGAUCGUGAGAGAAUUACAGGUCGGACACGAUUGCAACUCACCAUAUGUCAUAACAUUCUACGGUGCUUUUCAGAAUGAUGCAAGAGAUAUUGUGCUUUGUAUGGAAUACAUGGACUGUGGCUCUCUUGACAGGAUAUCGAAAGACUUUGGCCCUGUUCGCGUAAAUGUGCUGGGAAAGAUCACUGAAUCCAUUCUCGCAGGCCUGGUUUAUCUUUGGGAAGCACACCGUAUUAUGCACCGAGACAUCAAACCAUCUAAUGUGCUCGUCAAUUCUAGGGGCAGUAUCAAACUCUGUGACUUUGGUGUGGCGACGGAGACAGUCAACUCUAUUGCGAACACUUUCGUAGGGACUUCAACUUAUAUGGCCCCCGAGCGGAUACAGGGUGGAGCAUAUUCAGUCACUUCGGACGUUUGGAGUGUUGGACUGACGGUCAUGCAAUUGGCCAUCGGACGUUUUCCUUUCGAUAGCAAUGAGUCUGCUGCUGGAGACAGAGCUAGCGCCGGUCCGAUGGGUAUUCUCGACCUGUUGCAGACCAUUGUCCAUGAGCCAGCUCCGAAGCUCCCACAAAGCGAAGCCUUCCCAAUUAUCUUGCAUGAAUUUGUUGCCAAGUGUCUGUUGAAAAAUCCAGAAGAACGACCCACCCCCCGACAGUUAUACGACAAAGACCUCUUCCUUCAGGCUGCGAAGCGUACGCCAGUUGACAUCGAGGAAUGGGCCGUCUCCAUGAUGGAGAGAAAUAACCGGAAGUCCUACUUGGAACCGCCAGCUCCCAGAGCACUCAAUCGUGAUGGCUCGCGGGACUCUUUUGUCGGCCAUGCUCCGGAACAUCAUCCUGCAAGCAACAACGUUUCCUACGCUAACUCAAACAACCACAAUGCACCUUCGACUGGUCCCAAUUCUGGUUCAAGUGGUGAUACGCAGUCUACCAGGACAACUUCGACUCCUACAUCUCAGUCAGGUGAAAUUCCGGUUAUCGCAACGCAAUCACCGCCGCCAAAUUCCUUCACAACAAGCAUGUCACCCCGAUCACCCACCCCUCCACUUAGCCUAGAACACUUGAGUCUCGAGACGCAAGACAAGAGUAUGCUCAAUCCUUAUUCAGCACGCAGCAACAGACUUGGUUUCGGCAACCGAGACAACAUUCCUGAGCCUGCUUCUGCUGUCGAACCAACAACUAGACCGUUUUUUCCGCCUCGGAUGCAUAGCGCAAGCGCCCUUUCAGCAGGCUCUGGUUUUAGCCCGCGUAAUGGGCUACAAUCUGCCACUAUGCCGAGACGAACUGCCCCUCCUGCAGGCGGGCCACCGAGUGGACCGUUACCACCACCCCCAGGGAAAGAAGCCAAGAGCAUUGAUUUCGGUAGUCCGAGGAGACAGAGAUGA